Molecule: messenger RNA, 1419 nt
Organism: Mucor velutinosus
Lineage: Eukaryota; Fungi; Mucoromycota; Mucoromycetes; Mucorales; Mucoraceae
Exons: 3
Coding region: 1-1419 (472 amino acids)
Biological process (GO): cellular response to biotic stimulus
Source: RefSeq, a predicted model, not a curated record
AUGUCAAAGCCUUUCAAACCGACUACUUGGGCGGCUAUCAACAACGCUACUCUUCCUGCUGAAGGUGCUGGUAACCAAACCUUUGAUAACCGUAUCUUGGCUGGUGCUGUUAUCGGCAUUCCUGCAUUCAUCUCUUAUACCUUGGGCUUGCCUCUCUGGGCCUUCCCUAUUGUUGCUUUGGUUUUGUUCCUUCCCCUCUUGGCAUGCACCCUUUACCUCUUCUCUCGCUUUGCUCCUCGCUAUAGAAACCACAUCCCUCUUCCCGGUAAACCUAUUGAACACUACUUGACCUUCCACGAUGCUGAACUCAAGGCCAAGUACAAUGGUCGCAAUAAGAUCCCAAUGGAAACCUUCUUUGAAGCUUAUUUUAUCGGUAAGGUUGAUUUCAACGGCGAUGCUUUGGAAAUUAUGGAACUUCGUCAUGAUUGGGCUGCUUUUGAGUUCACUGUGGGUCAAUUCAAGUUCUUCUUGACUCAAUGGCUCCCUGAGACUUUCUGGCACUCUCGUGAACAAGAUGAAAACCAAGUUCGUGAUCAUUAUGACCGCGGUAACGAUUUUUAUGAAGCCUUCUUGGGCCCCCUUAUGGUUUAUACUUCCGGCAUCAUCUCUGAUCCCACCAAGCGCGAAACUUUGGAAGAAAUGCAGGAGAACAAGAUGAAGCUCGUUUGUGAGAAGCUCCACUUGAAGGAAGGCGAGAAGCAUCUGGAUAUUGGUUGUGGUUGGGGCACCUUGGUUGCCUAUGCCGCUAAGAACUACGGAAGUCAAUCUACUGGUGUCACUCUUGCUCGCAACCAAGUUGCUUUCGGUGAGAAGCGUAUUGAAGAAUGGGGCGUCAAGGGUAAGGCUAACCUCCUCUGCAUGGACUACCGCGAUAUUCCCAAGAGCGAAAAGUAUGACAAAAUCACGGCUGUUGAGAUGGCUGAACAUGUUGGUAUUCGUCGUUUCCAAACCUUCCUCUGUGAAAUCCGUGAACUCUUGGAAGAUGAUGGUCUUUUCUAUAUGCAAGUUGCAGGUUUGAGAGCUACAUGGCAAUACGAGGAUUUCAUUUGGGGUCUUUUCAUGGCUAGAUAUAUUUUCCCUGGCGCCGAUGCUUCCACUCCUUUGUAUUGGUAUCUUCGUCAACUUGAAAUGGCUGGUUUCGAAAUCCACAAUGUCGAUACCGUUGGUGUUCACUACUCUGCUACUCUUGACAGAUGGUACGAGAACUGGAUGAAGAACAAGGAUGCCAUGAAGGCCAAGUACGGUGAAAAGUUGGUUCGCAUUUGGGAGAUCUUCCUUUCAUGGUCCGUCAUUUCUUCUCGUCAAGGAAGCGCUACUUGUUUCCAAAUUGUUGCCAACAAGAACCGCAACUCCUUUGAUCGUGCUCAAUUGAUCUGCAACCGCACAAACCCCUCUGCCUGGAAGAGCAAGACUGGUUAA